This is a messenger RNA of Brugia pahangi, 735 nucleotides long. NCBI's taxonomy places the organism in Eukaryota, Metazoa, Nematoda, Chromadorea, Rhabditida, Onchocercidae. The record is from the annotation of a GenBank genome assembly.
AUGGGAUUUGCAAUAACAUUAGCUGGUGCGACACGUAACGCGCAAAUUUUUCUAGGAAAUCAAAAUGGUACAGUUUCAAGAAUAAUUUGUGUGAUUAUGCCGCAUAAUGUUAUUUUGGCCUGGACAGAGCCGAUGACCGCUAUAUCAAUGCUUGUAGUUAGUAUUGACCGGUUAAUUUCAAUCGUCAAACCUAUUUUGUAUUAUAAAAAAAUGUUGAAUAUUCAGCAUUAUUUGAUAGCUGGCAGCAAUCUAUCAAUCCUUUUAUUGAUAUCUGCAAGUGUACUUUGCUCAUAUCUAAAUAAUGUCAAAGUGCAUUCUUUCUGCUGGACACCAAAUAGCCGAUGUCCAAUAUUCAAUCGAAUAUUCUAUGGCACACGCAUUAGUGCAGCUACUGGAAGUGUUAUACUUUACAUUGUCACUUUAUUUAUAGUGCGACGAUAUAGCAAAAGGAUAAAAGAACAACAGAAUUCCGGAUCAGUUAAGAUAAACAAGCGUCAAUUAAACUUUACAAAAACCGUAGGUUUGUCGUGUUUUGCGACUGCUGGCCUAUAUGUUUUGCCUAUGAUUAUCGCAUUCUACGAAACGAGUGAUGAAAUCAUACCAAAUUCUGUUUACUCAAUAAUUGUUAUCAUUUCAUUUUUAAAUUCUUUUUCCAAAACAAUUAUUGUUGGCUGUCGUUCACAUGAAAUUCGGGAAGCAGUUAUAGAUCUGAUGCCGGGCGCAUUUCGUAUGUAA